Molecule: messenger RNA, 7200 nt
Organism: Clonostachys solani
Lineage: Eukaryota; Fungi; Ascomycota; Sordariomycetes; Hypocreales; Bionectriaceae
Source: the annotation of a GenBank genome assembly
AUGGACGGGGUACCCGUGGCCGUCGUGGGCCUCUCAUUCCGCUUUGGCGGAGAAGCCUCAUCAACCGAUGGCUUUUGGGACAUGAUCACAGCUGGCCGCUGUUCGAGAGCACCAGUCCCUGGGUCGAGAUUCAACGCCGAUGCGUUCUAUCAUCCAGACACAAACCGGUUAGAGACCUUACCAGUCAACCAAGGCAAUUUCAUCACGGAGGAUAUUGCUGCGUUUGACGCUCCCUUCUUCUCAAUCCGUGCUGCGGAGGCGGCAGCAAUGGAUCCCCAAUCCCGCAAGCUGUUGGAAGCAACCUAUCGCGCUCUGGAAAAUGCUGGCAUUCCCAUCGAGCGCUGCGCCGGUACUAAGACGUGUGUUUUCACCGGUGUAUCGUCAGACGACUACCGUCUGAUGUACAACAAGGACACCAACCACCCGAUCCGGCACGCGGCCACGGGCAUGGCCAUGUCCAUGCUCGCAAAUAAGAUCAGCUGGUUUUACGACUUCAAGGGCCCCAGCGUGCAACUGGAUACCGCAUGCUCUGCCAGCUUGAAUGCGCUGCAUCUUGCCUGCAGGAGUAUUAGGUCCGGAGAAUCUGAGAUGGGCAUCGUUGGAGGAGCCAAUCUCUUCUUUGCACCACAGUCCAUGUCGCCGCUUGCGCACCUUAAUUUCUUCUCUCCAGAUGCGACAUGCCAUAGCUUUGACGCCCGUGCCAACGGCUACUGCCGUGGCGAGGGUUUCGGGGUGCUCGUGUUGAAGCCUCUUGCGAAGGCGUUGGCUGAUGGUGACCCGAUCCGGGCCGUGAUCAGAGCGACAGGGUCAAACGAAAAUGGUAGAUCGGUAGGAGGCAUCACAAAAGUCAGUUUCGACGCACAGCAGUCCCUCGUGGCGUCAACUUACCGCUCAGCCAACCUCGAUCCCAGUCUAACGAGGUAUGUGGAAGCUCAUGCUCCUGGGACAGAAGGAGAUCAGGUCGAAACUAGAGCACUGGCAUCCAUAUUCCAGGGCCAUCGUUCGCCUGAUGAUCCUCUAUAUAUGGGGUCAGUGAAAGCCAAUUUGGGGCAUUUGGAAGGCACGAGUGGAAUUGCCAGUCUGGUCAAGGUUGUGUUGAUGUUAGAAAGAGGCAUCAUCCCCAGGAUCGCAAACUUUGAGUCGCUCCAUCCAAACAUCCUGGGAACGGAAUGGAACAUGGCCUUUCCAAAAGAGACCAUUGAGUGGCCUGAGGGAGUCAGGAGGGCAUCCAUUAACUCUUUUGGCUUUGGUGGCGCAAACUCUCACGUCGUGAUUGAGAACGGGGACCAUCACGUUCUUGCCGCGAAGGUCUCAAAGCCUCACCCUUCUGGAGAAGAUUCCCUUGUUGGUGAUUUAGCUAAUUGUAUUGGGCAUCAACUAUCCAAUGGAACAAACGGGGUUACAAUCAAUGGGGUUGGGAAGACAGAGUCCCUGCUGCUCCUCGUGUGGUCCGCGGCAGAUGAGCAAGGAUUGGAGCGAAUGCGAGUUGAAUAUUCCUCAUACUUGGAGAAGAAUACGGCCGCUGAUAUGAGAAAACUCGCUUAUACUCUUUCGGCACGACGGACGCAUCUACCAUGGAAGGCUUUCAUGGUUUCCCCUGACAAGCCUAGUUCGCUCGACUUGCCCAAACCAAUUCGUUCAGUUAACGAGCCAAAGUUGGCGUUUGUGUUCACUGGCCAAGGAGCGCAGUGGGCAACUAUGGGUACCCAGUUUCUAGGAAACUCAAUCUUUCGCCAAACCCUCACCCGGCUUGCAGAAUAUUUCAAGGAGCUUGGCGCAAGCUGGGACCUGGAAGAGGAACUUUCGAAGAAAGCCGACGAGAGUCGAAUCGACAGUGCAGAGUUUUCUCAACCCAUUUUUACUGCCAUCCAGAUCGCAUUGAUCGAUCUUCUCCGGUCGUACGGCGUGCGGCCGUCUCUGGUUGUUGGCCACUCCUCGGGCGAGAUCGCGGCAGCGUACACAAGUGGUGCCAUAUCCGCACGGAGCGCUUGCCGGGUCGCCUUCCACCGAGGCAAAGUUAUUUCAGAGCAUUUUUCUUCGCUUAAUGAGGACUUUGGUAUGCUUGUGGUUGGGCUGCCAGUGCCCGAAGUAGAAUCGAUUCUGGAACGCAAUAUGGAAACCUUGGGUCUCUCUCGUGUUGCCAUCGCCUGCAUCAAUUCACCUAAGAACGUGACUCUAAGUGGGCCGCUGCGUCCAUUGAAGGCCUUGAAGAGCUUGCUUGGAGCUGAUGGUAUAUUUCUACGGAUUCUGGCUGUCCCGGCACCAUAUCAUUCUCCGAUCCUCAACGAUGUUGCGUCCAAGUAUGCUUCUCUUCUAACUGACCUUGAGCCGGGAUCCCAGGGUGCUGAGAACCCUCAAAUGGUUUCCUCAGUCACGACUGAAUUGAUCGACCAUGACACGUUAUGCCAAGGAAGCUACUGGGUAAAAAAUCUUGUUUCGCCGGUCAAGUUUGAACCGGCUGUAGCAACUCUUCUUCAACGACAGCCUCUCCAUGCUUUCGUUGAGGUAGGACCUACCGGAGCUCUUCGAAGUGCCAUCCGAGACACCAUGUCUACAAACCCUACUACACUCCCACCAGUGUAUUUUAGUAUCAUGGACAAGAAGAAUGCUUCUUUGGACCGUAUUUUCGAUACUCUUGGUCAUUUGCACAGCCUAGGUUUCCCUAUCGAUCUCGAAGCUGUGAACGGCAUCAGCGACAAUGACAAAGAGUGUCUGGUCGAUCUUCCCGAAUAUCCAUUUGACCAUUCCAAAACAUACUGGCACGAGAGUCAAGUUAGUCGCGAUCACAGAUUUCAGAAGCAUGCAAGAAAUGAUCUUCUUGGGUCGCGAAUCCUCAAUUGGAACCCUCUAGCGCCUCGCUGGCGCAAUAUGAUUCGCACGCUCGAAAACCCCUGGAUAGAGGAUCACAAGAUCGCGGGAGCGUUGAUCUAUCCUGGCGCGGGGAUGAUUGUGAUGGUUAUUGAAGCUGCAGCCCAGUAUGUCUCUGACAUUGACGUGCGGCGUCCUGCAGGAUUCUUGUUGAAGGAUGUGUCGUUUUUAUCAGCUCUCAAUAUUGCCUCACCCGAAGGAGGCGCAUCCACUGAGAUUGGUCUUCUACCGAUUGAUCCAAAUAGCAGCAACAGUGCCAACUCACGGCAAUUCUCAUUCCAGAUAACACUUCUCGACGGAGAGCAGUGGCGCGAAGUUUGUACUGGCAAAAUAACCGUUAAAAUGACAGACGAAAGCUCCUCAAAGCACAUGAAGACGGAGAACAAGCUUCUAGAGGACCGUCGCCGACAACAGACGAUCGACCGGCUCGGGGUCUGUCGAGCGGAAAUCCGAAGACAGAAGCUCUAUGGCCGAUUCAGAGAGACCGGUUUGGAGUUUGGGCCUACAUUCCAAGUAUUCGACGACAUCAAAUAUGACUGGAGGGGUGGUAUGGCCUCAGCGCGCAUCCGGCUUGAUAACUGGAAAUUGAAAGGCAAGCCUGAGUACGCUACACCGCACUUCAUCCACCCAACGGCUCUUGAUGGCGUCCUUCAGCUGCCGGUGGUGAGUCUUGGAGCAGGUGUUGGCCGACCUGUGCCUACAAUGGUUCCUAGCCAGUUGGAAACUCUCUGGAUUGAUGCAGACAUUCUUUCCCAUGCUGUGUCGCCAAAGCACGUUCAAGCUGUUUCCAAGGCAGAAUACCUGGGGUUCCGCAACACCAAAUCAGAGAUCUCGGUUCUCAGCAUGGAAGACUCGCGCGUGGUGUUGUUUGCUGAGGGGCUCGAGACUAUUAUUAUCGGCGGAGAGGCGGCUAACGAAGAGGAAAAGAACGGACAGCCCUUCUACAACAUGUCUUGGAAGCCUGAUAUUGAGAGCAUGAGUUCAGGAGAGUUGCAGAAGUACUGCACUUCGGAUUUGUCGACGACGGCCGCUUUCAAAGAGCAUAAUCCACAUUUAAAGUUAAUGAGUUUGUUGCUCCAUCAGAAUGUUAACACACGGAUGCUUGAAGUGGCUCCUGAAAAAAGUGAAGAUAUUUCCAAGCUUCCUCUUUGGAAUCUACUCAAGGACUUUGAAGGCCCAGCUGGGUACUACAACCUGGUGGCUAGAAAUCGAACCAAGGAUCUACCGAUUGAAGACACCGCCCAGGCAGGGAGUAUGAAUGAAUUAACCAUAAUUGACUUUGAGGACCUUAUUCAUAAUGGCCUCGACGCCAUGCCCAAACCAAGUUAUGACUUGAUUUUUACCUCCAGGCAGGGACCGGACCUCGAUAUACAUCUGUCGGAGUUAGCCCCUCUUGUCAAACCCGGCGGCAGAAUUAUUUUCUACGCAGGCUCGACAUCAGAUGCUAUCAAUCUCCAAGCUAUGGGGGGGCCUUUCGAGAGAGAGCUAGAGUUGGAAUGGAACGGGCAGCUUCUGACAUCCUAUAAAGAAGUCGCUGUGUCGCCACCAGUGAUAGAAGAAAGGCCAGUUUCCGUCAUUCUGGCCCCGAAUUCAUCUCUUAGGGCAUCAAAUCUAGCUAAGGCAGUUUUUGAGUCCUUCAUUAACAAUGGCUAUACCGGGACGAAAUUGCAACUGUGGGAUGAGGCACAAGUCGCACCCUCGCACAAUGAGCACACUAUUUUUAUCUCCGGCUUCGACUCUGUUUGUCCUUUUGACACUGGUCUGGGGAUUUUCAGCGCCCUUAAGUAUCUCUGUUCGACAAGAAAUAGCAUCGUGUGGGUGUCAUCUGAGUCCACAUCUCCAUCAGACGCAAUCGCAGCAGGUCUCACCCGAAGCGUUCGAAAUGAGCGUCCAGAUAUCAAUCUCACCACGCUCAGUCUUGAUAUUUCAGAUCUUGGCGCUGAUCGGCCUGAAUCGAAUGCCUUAGAGGCAGUUAUUAGAGUAUUCAGGAAGCAUACCACGCAGUCCAAGACGAAAGAGACUGAAUAUUCCUGGACUUCAGAUGGGGAUACGAAGGCCCUGCUGACUCCACGACUCUCUUUUUCACCGGCAAUCUCUUCCUAUGUGAACGAAAAAUCCCACGAGCAAAAGAAAGUGCAAAGGAAAUUCAUCAGCCCUGGUGGACAAAAUAUCAAGUUGACAAUUACUACGCCGGGUCUGUUGGAGACUCUGACUUUCGUGCCAGACCCAACAGCACAUCUUGCCCCUCAGCCUAAUGAGGUUCUCAUCCAGCCCGCAUACACCGGACUGAAUUUCCUCGAUGUUCUCACAGCACUGGGACGUAUUCCUCAAAUCUCAGUUCUCGGGGUAGAAGCAGCAGGAACAGUCACAGCCGUCGGCACAUCUGCCGAUCUUGAAGUUGGGGAUCGCGUCGUAGUACUCACCGACGGUACAGUGAGGUCGUGUGUUCGUGCAGACUACCGUACAGCGGUCAAGAUACCUGACGGUCUCUCCAUGCGCGACGCGGCUAGCAUGCCCGGGACCGCUUGUACUGUGUACCGUGCACUUGUGGACGUCGCUGGUCUUCAGCCCGAUGAAAAGGUCCUGAUCCACGCAGGGGCUGGGGCAACCGGACAGAUGGCCAUCCAGCUAGCCCAGCAUAUCGGUGCCGAGGUGUUCGUCACGGUGGGCAGCGACGCUAAGAGGCAGCUCGUUGCGACGACGUACGGGAUCCGGGACGAUCAUAUCUUCCACACGCGCGACACCAGCUUUGUGGCAGGCAUGAAGCGUAUCACUAAUGGUUAUGGAGUUGAUGUUGUGCUGAACAGUCUCUCUGGCGAGUUACUCGAAGCUGGUUGGACCGAACUUAUGGCACCGUUCAGCCGCUGGGUUGAGCUGGGCAAGAAGGACAUUUUGGACAAUCGUGGCCUAAGCAUGAGGCCGCUUCUGAACAAUAUCUCCUUCUCGUGUGUCGAUCUCAGUGGAAUCUGGCGCCAUAGACCUGCGCUUAUGAGAAGGCUGCUGAAUGAUGUGUUUAGGCUCGUAUCGGAGGGCGCCAUCAAGCCCGUGGCCCCUCUUACUGAGUUUGGUGUUGGGAAAGUAGAAUCUGCUUUCAGAAGUCUUCAAAGUGGAAAGUUUGGAGGGAAGGUGGUGAUCAACAUGGACGACGAAGAAGAGGUGACUGUCAAAUGCCAGCCCGAGAAGACGUGGGCUUUCAAGCCGGACCACAGCUAUCUCCUCGUUGGUGGGUUUGGAGGCAUUUCUCGAAGCGUGGCCAGGUGGAUGGUGAAGAGGGGAGCGAGAAAUCUGAUUCUGCUGUCACGUACGGGUACUAAUGAAGACCCAAAUCGACUAGCUUUGCUAGAAGAGCUACGAGGGUCCGGUUGCAUGGUAGAGGUGUUGGUUUGCGAUGUAUCCGACCACAGAAAUCUGGAAAUAGGACUUCAAAGCUGUCAGCAAAAAAUAGGUCUUAUCGCUGGAUGCAUUCAAUCCAGCAUGGUGCUCAAGGAUCAAUAUUUCGAGAACAUGGCCGAAGAGGAGUGGAGGAUCAGCACCACUUCGAAGAUUGCCGGCUCGUGGAAUCUUGAUCGUCUGCUACCCAAUGGCCUCGACUUCUUCAUCUUCUUCUCCUCGCUUGUAGGAGUUGUUGGUGGCGAAGGGCAGGGAAAUUAUAGCGCGGGUAAUGCUUUCCAGGACUCUCUGGCAGUCAGUAGAGUUCGAAGGCGCCAAAAGGCCGUUUCGUUCGACCUGGGAAUGGUUGUUGGUGAGGGUGCCGUGGCAGAAGACGAACACUUGGCGCGCACCUUGGAAAGCUUUGGGUGGUACGAGCCCACGACAAUGCGUGAGCUUGAGAUGCUACUUGAACGUUAUUGCGAUCCAGAGCUACCGCUUUUGAAACCAGAGGAAGCCCAGGUGGUUCUCGGUAUUCGCUCGCCCGCCGCUCUGCAAGCUAGGGGUUACGCUAUUCCGAAGUGGAUGGCACACCCAUUGUUCAAGACUAUGUACCAUGAAACGGGAAGUACCAACGCCAACUCGGGAUCCGAUGCGGCCCAGGAAGAUCGGAACAGUUUUAAGGCGUCCAAAUCUUUGCACGAAGCCGGGGCAAUAGUGGUACAGGCCCUAACGAAGAAGCUAUCGAACGCCCUCGGUAUUCCAAUUGCAGAUGUGGACGCAUCACGGGCCGUCCAUCUAUACGGCGUGGAUUCUCUCAUUGCGCUCGAGUUGAAAAACUGGUUCGCGAACGAGUACAAGGCAGACAUCACGGUUCUUCAAAUUCUCAGUAACAUCACUCUUGAGCAACUAGGAUUGAAAGUCGCGGAGGAAAGCAGCUUUACCAAAGCGUUGAACGGAUGA